AUGCUUAUGCACCCUCAUUUGAAUGGGUAAUAAGGUUCCUCAUCCAGAUCAAUGUCGAUAUCCAUGGAUGAUUCUAUCAAUAUGUAAAUCCAACCGAUUGUGUAAUAAAUGACUGUUGUUAACUCACAUUAACUAUUGGUGCGAAGACCCUCUAAUCAAGUUCAAGAUAACUUACGCUCACCACCUACAACCAGCGUAACUCCGUAAUUGGUCUCAGAAUAACCCCCCCAAAAUGAGUUGAAAGAUGAUUUGCUUUUAAUAAAUGAAGAACCAAGCAUAAAAGAGUAGUCUAUGUAAAUAAGUCAAGAUCCCAAAAAGAUUCACAAAGCAAUUUAGCCCAAAGUUAACAACCCAGAAUUAGUUAUUGAUGAAAAAGUCCAAAACUCUUAUAGUAAUGUUCAAUGGAGCAGAUUAGUUACGUCGAAGACAAAUGUCACUCAUCCUUCAUUCCAAUUGAAUUUCCUUCAAGAUAAGGCUGCUGAAUUCGCUUUUAAUGUAUCUUCACUUCAAUGGCUCAAACCCAAAAAAUAAAAUACAUACUAUUAUCUAAGUAGUGCUAUAUAUAGUGCUUACUUAAGUUUUUUCAUUACGAUUAUGUUGGUCGAUUUGGAGAAGGGAUUCUAUCUGCAACCAAUAUAUCAAGUUAUUCUUUUGGCCUUUUGGCUGAUAGACAUCUUUAAUUAGAUUAUGUUCACCCAAUUUAAAGAUGGAGAGGAAAUUAAUGUAAUCCAAGAUCUGAUUGCCAGAUACUUUAAAUAUCAAUCUAUAUUUGAUCUCUUGGCCAUAGCGCCCAUAAUUUUUUGCUUACUCUCAGAAAACCUACCAGUGAUACAAUUGUUGCAUCUAAUCAACAUCUGGAAGAUCAAGAGAGUCUUGUAUGAAUUGUAGAUGCUUUUCGGAAAAUUAGCAUUGUACAUAUAUUAUAUUUUGGAAUUUCAUUUCGUAUAAUUUAUAGCCUUAUCGAUAAUUCAAUUACAGUAAGACUACCACAUAAACUACUUUAAUGAGUUCAUGGUUUUGUUCUAUAAAUCGGAGAGUGCCAAUGUUCUUACUUACAUUGUAAGGCUUCUCAUUCUAAUAUAUUAUUGCUAUUGCAUAUUAAGAUUCAAUACAAAAGACAAGUGGAAAUUGAAUUAAUUUUCAAUUCAAAACACUACCAAACAACAAAUUAAUUCGUAUCUAAAUAAAUUGAACACCUAAGUUACGACCGAUCUCAACUUCCUCGACUACCUUCCUCAAUCCUAUGUUGAAGAUUUCAGAUACUAAAGAUACAAAACCAUCCUCUCUAAAAUACCCAUUUUUCAGUCUUCAUUUUCAGAAAACACACUUAAAGAAAUAUGCAACCUUGUUCAAGAAUACACUUACAAUCCUAAUUAAACUAUCCUUUUUUAACGCACCUCAAAUCAGCAAUUAUAUUUGAUUAUAUCAGGAGAAGUCAGAAUCUCCCAGAGAACAGAAGGAACACAACCUAGUUGCGAAUUCAAAUUAAAGAUUUUGAGUGAUGGAUAGAUGUUCAACAACAAGGCCUUCUUCAAGAACUCCUACUCAAAUAUAUGUGCCACUUCAAUAGGUUACUCUCAAAUAGCUUAAUUGGAUCUUGAGCGAUUUUAGGAAUGCAUAAAACAUCACUAUUAAGAGAAGCAGAAGUAUAAGAUGAUGUUGGAUUAGAUAGUCAUGCAAGAGGUUUAUAGUUUGUGUUUAAUGCGUUGUUACGCAUGUGGGAAAUUUCAUGACAUUGAUGAAUGCGACCAUGUACAUUAUGUUCCUAAGAAAUCUUUUUUGGUUUCGUAUAUACAAUCUAAUGAGGUAUAGAAUAGGCAUUCAAUCAAGAGAAUCAGAAGGAAAUAAAAGAGAAGUAAGUCCUAUAUGUUGAAGAUAGAAGAGAACGCUUUGCUUUAUUAACAGUUAAAUAUUGAAUCUGACAUAUCUGAUGAACAUCACCAUUAAGAUGAGAUAAUCAGUAUUCAACAACAGCAUUAUUUGCGUGAAGUGACCAAUCCAUACACUGACCGCUAAAACUCAUUAUAACAAUCUUAAUAAACUCCUCAUAUGGUUUCUUAGUAAUCUUUACGAGAGUCUUUGUAAUCUCAAUAACAGCUAGGCCAUCCAUUAAUAGAUAUUCCAAACAUCAGUCCAGUGCAAUGUGUUCAACAACCUCCCAGUGGAAUUUCUCACAGUUCAUAUGCUCAAUUGCUUAAGGAGGCAUCUGUGAAUAGGAAGAACUUUAAUGGAUCUUCUGAUAAGAACUCCAGUGGCAAUGUAUUUUCAUUACCCUACAGCAGCAAUGGAAGCAAAACAAACCCAAACAACGCCAUGUAGAACAAGGAGAAGGACGAAUUGAUAAGCAUCUAAUUGAAGAAGGCCAAAUUGCAAGACAGUGUAUACUAUCAUCAGAAGCGGAUACAGAAUCAAAUUGAAACUGAGGGUUAGCACACUCCAUCUAAAUAUCAGAAAUAUCACACAACUGCACCAUAGUAGUAGUAGACUAAGACUCAUAGAUCUGAUCGAAAAUCUAAUUCCUGCAUAUCUGAGUCUGAAAAAGGAGAAUAUCAAGUACAACAAUAACAACAACAGGACAAACCAACCUCUAAAUAUGGAAUCACAUCUUCGAAAUUUACUGGGGAAACUGCCAAAUAAUUUAUGAGAAAUCCUCUAGAAAUGCCCAACAUUGAAUUUUACUAAUCCUUUGAAAAAAGUAAUUAGUUUAGUGAUUACUUCCCUUAAUACAAUGUGGAUUAAGCAAUCGAAAGUUAUAAGUAAUAUUAAUAAUCGAGAUCAAGUGCUCAUAAUUGA
Molecule: messenger RNA, 2793 nt
Organism: Paramecium tetraurelia
Lineage: Eukaryota; Ciliophora; Oligohymenophorea; Peniculida; Parameciidae
Exons: 1
Source: RefSeq, a predicted model, not a curated record